Molecule: messenger RNA, 468 nt
Organism: Rhipicephalus sanguineus (brown dog tick)
Lineage: Eukaryota; Metazoa; Arthropoda; Arachnida; Ixodida; Ixodidae
Product: tachykinin-like peptides receptor 86C
Exons: 3
Coding region: 1-468 (155 amino acids)
Biological process (GO): G protein-coupled receptor signaling pathway
Cellular component (GO): plasma membrane
Molecular function (GO): tachykinin receptor activity
Source: RefSeq, a predicted model, not a curated record
AUGGUUCUCCUCAAGUGUGGCAUGGCCCAUGUGGUGGUGAAGAUGCUGUUCACCGUGGUGCUGCUGUUCGCGGUGUGCUGGCUACCGUACCACGCGUACUUCCUGUACGUGUCGCACAACCCACAUGUGGUCUACUUCGACCACAUCCAGCACGUGUACCUGGCAAUGUACUGGCUCGCCAUGUCGCACGCCAUGUGCAACCCCCUCAUCUACUACUGCAUGAACAAGAGGUUCAAGGCCUACUUUCGCGCCUUCGUGUGUGGCCCCUGUUCCUCCAAGCCCGCCAGAGCCAAAGGGCGGAGAGGCCGCCAGGCCCGGGUGAGGACAUUGCGGUGCGGCUCCGGAAAGUGGACGCAGAGCUUCAGCCUCAAGAGUGGCAUCAAAUUCCCAUCCUCUCCGGAGGAUGGGGAACCGCGUCGGUCAAGCAGAGGAGAGCCACUCGUAACUGAGGACGACGGCCGCGGCUGA